GCGAAGUUCAUAGAAAGUUAAGGAUCCCAGCAGCCAGCAGUGCACUCUUUCUGUCAUGUUCCGAGAGGAGAUGUCUGUCGUUUCUCUCUUUUUGGCCAUAUCUCUGAUAUGCACGUCCCAUGGCUUUCCUAUCAGCUGGAACGUCACAAUAAACGACGAAUUGUCCAGCAAUGACACUGAAUUGGUGCAGGUCAAUAGCUCAGUGAAUGUGACCACCAGUUUGAACAAUAGCAGUUUGGGCAAUAGCACGCUGGCACCCCCUCCAAAGGAUACUAAGAACGACACCAAAAGUGUGAAGUACAACAAUGAAAAUCUGGAGGAGCCCAUCACCAAGGACGUAGUGAGAAGAGUGUGGUACAAACCUGACGGGGAGGAGCCAGAGCAGCCAGAAUGUCCGCCUCUUGGUCUGGAGUCCUUGAGAGUAAAAGACAACCAGAUGCAAGCCUCCUCUAGUGAGCGUUUUGGACUUGGAGCCCACCGAGGAAGACUUAACAUACAGUCAGGAAUUGAAGAUGGAGACAUUUAUGAUGGUGCUUGGUGUGCCAGGCACAAAGAUCAAUACCAGUGGCUACAGGUGGAUGCCAGAAGACCCACCAGGUUCACAGGAGUCAUUCUACAAGGAAGAAGCUCCAUCUGGAGCUGGGACUGGGUAACAUCCUACAAAAUUCAGUUCAGCAAUGAUACCUACAAAUGGACUACUAGCAUGAAUGGCACAGAAGAAGCAAUCUUUCGAGGUAAUGAAGAUCCAGAAACCCCUGUCCUUGGUAUAAUUCCGGAACCAAUGGUGGCUCGCUACAUCCGCAUCAAUCCCCAGAGCUGGUAUGAGAAUGGGACAGUCUGCCUGCGUGCUGAAAUCCUGGGAUGCCCGGUGCCAGAUCCAAACAACAUCUACAUGUGGGAAACAGACCAGGGAAGCAUAGAUAACCUGGACUUCAGACACCACAACUAUAGUGAAAUGAGAAAGCUGAUGAAGGCUGUACAUGAAGAAUGUCCCAAUAUUACUCGUAUUUACAGCAUUGGCAAAAGCUAUUUGGGACUUAAAAUGUAUGUCAUGGAGAUUUCUGACAAUCCUGGAAAACAUGAAUUAGGAGAGCCGGAGUUUCGGUAUGUAGCUGGAAUGCAUGGUAAUGAGGUUGUUGGCCGGGAGCUCCUGUUGAACCUAAUGCAGUACAUGUGCCGGGAAUACAAGAAUGGAAACCCCCGCAUCGUCAGGCUGGUGGAAGAAACACGAAUUCACCUCUUGCCAUCCAUGAACCCUGAUGGAUAUGAGCAGGCAUACAAAAAAGGAUCUGAACUCUCCGGUUGGGCACUUGGACGCUACAGUUAUGAAGGAAUUGACAUGAACCACAAUUUUGCUGAUCUGAAUUCUGUGAUGUGGGAUGCACAGGAGAGAGAAGGGGAUGAGAAAAAGGUUCCUAAUCACUACAUCCCCAUUCCUGAAUAUUAUACCUCUGAAGAUGCUCUGGUUGCAUUAGAGACACGAGCAGUGAUAAACUGGAUGCAAGAAAUCCCAUUUGUCCUUAGUGCCAACUUGCAUGGUGGGGAGUUAGUGGUCACCUACCCAUACGAUAUGACUAGGGACUGGGCUCCAAAAGAGCUGACACCCACACCAGAUGACAGCUUCUUCCGUUGGCUGGCAACAGUGUACGCAACAACAAAUCGAGUCAUGUUAGACCCCGAUCGCAGGCCCUGCCACAAUGAAGACUUCAUGAGAGAAAACAACAUAAUCAAUGGAGCCAACUGGCACACUGUACCAGGAAGUAUGAAUGAUUUCAGUUAUCUGCACACCAACUGCUUCGAGGUGACGGUUGAGCUGUCAUGUGACAAGUAUCCGCAUGAGAGUGAGUUACCAGUUGAGUGGGAGAAUAAUAAGGAAUCCUUACUUGUUUACAUGGAGCAGGUCCAUAGAGGUAUAAAGGGAGUGGUACAUGACAAGGAUACAGAUGAAGGAAUUCCCGAUGCCAUUAUAGCUGUUGAUGGUAUUAAUCAUGAUAUUAGAACAGCUAUUGAUGGAGAUUACUGGCGACUCUUAAAUCCUGGAGAAUAUGAGAUCACUGUUAAAGCAGAAGGAUACUUUCCAUCAUCUAAGAUGUGCCGAGUUGACUAUGACCCUCAUGCCACCAUUUGCAACUUCAUUCUCACUAAGAGACCCAAGCAGAGGCUGCGCGAGAUUUUGGCAAAGGGAGGCAAAAUUCCCAAGGACUUGAUGCUGAGGCUGCGUCAGCUCCGCAUGCGCAAAUUACGUGCCAGCACCAAAGCCUACAACCGUAGCCGCAGGCAAUAGACCAACCAAGAUGAGACAGUAGAUCUGUAACACUAUAAUACAGCCUGGGUAUAGUGGUUAUGAGAAGGGGGUUUAUAAUCUGAUAAUUAAAAUCUACCUACUUGAUUAUAGACUGAAAUCCCAAAAACCAAAAUAAGUUCCAAAGUUAAAUGUCAAGUUGAGAUAUGUAAAAUUCUGAUCAAAUCAUUUUAUGAACAGACUUAAAAAUGAAGUAUACUUUCCACUCAAAUUAAGCUAAAAUUCCUCAACUGUUUCACUCUUAAUUCGUUUUUGGUUUAUGUAGCAUCUUUCAAAGGCUAGAUCUCUAAUCAGAAUUUCUUCCUGCUUUGCACCCAGUGCUGCUGUGAUAGGAAAGACCUGGUCUAAGAGGGUUCAUUAAAAAAUGAAUAGGUGGCUUUUUCGUAAUCAGCACUGACACAGCGCUUUUUAAAGUCUACGUCCCAGCAUGAAUCUAUAACAACAAAAAAUGGCAAACUGCAGACUGAGCCAAAAGUAAAGAUGAGAUUUAUUUGCUUAGCAGACAUUUUUGUCCAAAGUGACUUACAAUGGAGGUCAACAUAAUCAAGUAAUUAUCAGUCUGGGGAGUGUUUGGGAAAUAAGCGUUACAGGACAAGGGUGCCAGGUGAUGAGUUGGGCUGUAAAGAACACCAGUGUAUGUGGCAGUCUGCUUUUUAAAUGUGAGUGUAACAAUUUACAGAAAUGCUAAACAUACAGUGUGUUAAAACAGAGAAUACACCAAUCAUUAGACUCUUUGACUUUCUCCCCAGCUCACAGCAGUAGAUAAAGGUUACUUUACUUUCAACAGAAAAAUUCUACCAUGCCAUUUAAAAAACUAUAACAUUUUAAUUCCUUUGUCUGUUAAAGUGAAAGUGAUGUGGAAAUAAUGUAAAUUACUGACUUUCUAUAAGAAAGAUGUAAUAUAUACAUCUUGCCUGAGGAAGGGGCCUGAGGUGCCUCUAAAGCUUGUAUAUUUUAAUCUUUUUAGUUAGACAAUAAAAUGUGUUAUUUUGGUUGACUUCUCCCUUAAAUUAAGACAAAGGUAGGAAACAGAUAAGUAGUUUCUUAAUUUGUCAGCAUGGAAAAAGCUUAAUCUGUUAUAUUCACACAAAAUGUAAUAUUCUGUCUAUACUAUAGAUCCAUCAAUUUUCUGUGCAAUCCUGUUUCCUGAUCUGGAUGUCUGGAAUUUUAUUCAGGCAGCCCAGCCACAGUCUUAAUUCAGAAGCAGACUAGAUUUAUUUUAUAUACCUAAUUUAACUUUGGCAUAAUUUAAUGCAAAGUUUAAAUAUAUAAUAUACAUAUAUCUGCGGUGGGUUGGCACC
Erpetoichthys calabaricus (reedfish) is the source of this 3603-nucleotide messenger RNA. RefSeq names its product probable carboxypeptidase X1. Gene Ontology annotation, biological process: proteolysis. The transcript has 13 exons. Bases 56 to 2284 code for a protein of 742 amino acids. The record is from RefSeq and is a predicted model, not a curated record. NCBI's taxonomy places the organism in Eukaryota, Metazoa, Chordata, Cladistia, Polypteriformes, Polypteridae. Gene Ontology annotation, molecular function: metallocarboxypeptidase activity; zinc ion binding.